GCAUACUGACUGGCUGGCUGGAACGGUAGCGGAUUGCUGUAAGUAUCGCGCUUGCGGGCGAUUCUAUGGCGUUUCGCUCACAACAGCGCUCGUUUUGCACGUGAACGUAUGAGGUAGUUAACGGACACACUGCACAAUGCGUGAAUACAAGUUAGUAGUCCUCGGAUCAGGAGGUGUCGGCAAGUCUGCGCUGACUGUUCAGUUUGUCCAAGGCAUCUUUGUGGAAAAGUACGACCCCACAAUAGAAGAUUCAUACAGAAAGCAAGUGGAGGUGGAUGGACAGCAGUGUAUGCUGGAAAUUCUGGAUACAGCUGGAACGGAACAAUUCACAGCCAUGAGGGACCUGUACAUGAAGAAUGGCCAGGGCUUUGCACUAGUAUACUCCAUAACAGCACAGUCCACCUUCAACGACCUGCAGGACUUGAGAGAACAGAUUCUGCGGGUCAAAGACACAGAUGACGUGCCAAUGAUCCUGGUGGGUAAUAAGUGUGAUCUGGAAGACGAGAGGGUGGUCGGGAAAGAACAGGGCCAGAAUCUCGCCCGCCAGUGGAACAGCUGCGCUUUCCUGGAGUCUUCUGCAAAGUCCAAGAUUAACGUCAAUGAGAUCUUCUAUGACCUGGUCCGGCAAAUCAACAGGAAAACUCCAGUACCUGGAAAGGCACGCAAAAAGUCCACCUGCCAGCUGCUCUAAUAUACAGCUGUUCUUUUGCUCUGAGCCAGGUCUGAUUUACUGCUGUGUCUUUCAGCAGUGCCAGCAUUCCCACGUUACUAAAACCUAACAUCGAAUGGACUUUCCUGUGUGGUGAUGCCCCUUUAACAAACCAACCAACAACCAACCAAUGGAUUCAAGGCUACAGUACCAUGUCGGUUUUUUGCACAUAGAUAACCAUCAUCACUUUCCAAUGUCGCGAGAAAAAGAUUUUUACAUAUAAUUAUAUAAAGAUAUAUUCUAACUGUAUGCAACUGAAUAAAAAAAUGAAAUGAGUAAAUGAAUAAAGAGCUAGACAAAAGAAUUUAAAAAAAUACAAAGCCUACACGCAGUGUUAUCGCUAACGGAGACAGCCACCGUUGUAAAUGAGGGAAUGUCUAAUCAGGCUGUGCACGUCGCCAUGGCAAUUACAAUGAUAUUUAUAAGCACCACUAUUUUAGCCAGAGAGGAGAGGAAGUCCAAAGAUCUCCUUUAUAAACCAUUCAUACAGCUAACUUUCACUUAUUGUUUUUUAUUUUUAUUUUUUUUUUUUUCAUUAUUUUGAUGAUUUUGUUUUUUGUAAUUUUUUUUUUUUUUUUUUUUUUUUUUUUUGCUUUUAUUAAUGAUUUCUUUCUCUCCUGCCUUUUCUCUUUUAUUAAAUUACUAGAUUUUUCCUCUAUGGAGAUGUUAUAUUCGCAACAGCUAUUGAUAUGAGUUUUACUUUAGGAAAAAAAAAAACCUGUGGAUACAGUGAUGUACAUGUAAAAAGUUCAAAAAUAUAAUUUUUCUGUCAUUUAUCAUAUUGUCCAUAGCCUCAGAUGUUGCCUUCAAAUGUGUUGAGACCUUUUUGUCUUUUUCUUUAUUUUCCCUGGAGAAAAUCCAUCUACAAGUCAUUUCCAUGAUCUUAGGUCCAUCUCUUAGGCCAUGUCAGGUUCCUUUGUUUACAAAGAAGUUUGUUCAGCAGGCUUUUUUUUCCAAGAUAUUUCCAAAAAUAAAAAGGGGUAUUUGAUCAUUUAGUUUUGGACUUCACUAAUGAGGGACUCAUCUCUCUGAAGCUCUUCUUUUUGGGUGGUCUUAUACAAAUAGUCAAAUCCCCCUUCACCAAGCUGAUCCUGAUCAAAUAAAGUAUAUAUUUUAAAUCAUUGGGGGUUUUUUUUAAUACAGGAUUUAAAAUAAAAAAAAUCAUCAGUGGUGUCACUCUCUAUACUAGCCCUCCCUCCUCAAGCUUGCUGAUGCAUCAGGUGUAAACUGAGGAUAUGAAAACAAAUAUUGGAUCCUGUCAGUAAAGAAUGAGGACAAGAUGUCUGUUAGUGACUGUUUCAACUUUGUAACAAUUUGAACCUGUUUUCUGUCUUCAAUUCUGUUGGGGUUAACUGAAUGUUGGGGGUCUGUGAACUUUGUUUUAAGCAAGAAAAAAAACGGGAAGAAUUGAUAAAGAAAAAAAAAAAACAAUAAAAUAAGUGUUCAUCAA
Molecule: messenger RNA, 2159 nt
Organism: Myxocyprinus asiaticus (Chinese sucker)
Lineage: Eukaryota; Metazoa; Chordata; Actinopteri; Cypriniformes; Catostomidae
Gene: rap1b
Product: RAP1B, member of RAS oncogene family
Exons: 8
Coding region: 137-691 (184 amino acids)
Biological process (GO): cellular response to cAMP; Rap protein signal transduction; negative regulation of synaptic vesicle exocytosis
Cellular component (GO): plasma membrane
Molecular function (GO): GDP binding; GTPase activity; GTP binding
Source: RefSeq, a predicted model, not a curated record